Messenger RNA from Myodes glareolus (Bank vole), 2124 nucleotides. RefSeq names its product interleukin 18 binding protein (gene Il18bp). Gene Ontology annotation, molecular function: interleukin-18 binding. Gene Ontology annotation, biological process: T-helper 1 type immune response. NCBI's taxonomy places the organism in Eukaryota, Metazoa, Chordata, Mammalia, Rodentia, Cricetidae. The record is from RefSeq and is a predicted model, not a curated record.
UAGUUCCUGUUUUUUGGCAUUAGGUGCCCUAAGGCUUCACUGAGCCCCCUUUCAGACUGAGGUGGCUGAGACUAGUACCCCAACUAUUCAGCCUAUUCCUGUAUCCUCAAGCCUUGGGAGCUGAUCAAAGGACUCAGGGAUCGAUCAACUCUUCCUUUGUUCCCCUGCUGCUUUCACACCGAGUCAGUCCUGAGUCCCACAACCUCCUCUGGGCCACCUCUGGUCUCAGGUUCCUCUUCCUGUACCUCCACCCAUCCCCCAGUCUCUAAGAAUCCCUGUCCCCCGACCCCCCCACACACACACACACCCAGGGGAGUGCAGCCUCUGGUCUCUGGGUCAAACUCUCCCUGCAGUCUGCAGCCUAGGUGGGAGAAGGUGGGUGGAGUUGAUCAGAGAAAUGAAUGUGGUAUACAGACAUGGCUUUCAGCCUCCUGCACCCGAAUCAGUUAUGAAUUUUUGUUCCAAACCGGAUCCAUUUCCCUACCUUUCGUCAGCAGCUUCCCCGUUGAUCGCAGAACCACAAACCUCGGACCAUGUACAUACUUACCCAGGUGCACGCACCAGAAGCUCUGUCCUAAAGAGCACAGCUUCAGAUGAUCAGAUUCUGAGUGUGUACCUGCCGAGUUCCAGCCCCCAAGCUACUGGACUGCUGGGGAAGUGCUUUCCUGGCGGCUGUUUAGGGUCAGCUCUGUUAGUGGCUGGGAAACUUGUACACCAACCAGUUGCUGUUUCCUGUGGUGAGAGUUUUGGAGCUCCCAGAAGCUCUUCAGGGCCUUAGAGCCGGGUGGAAAGAUCUAGAUUUAACCAGUGAGCCUACAACACGUUCCAGUGGCUCCCGUGCCUGUCAGGGUGGGUGUGAGACAGCAGACUUUGGGCCAAUAUAGCAUUGAGGGUAAAAAGGUCAGUGAUUCAAUUUGAAGUCCCCAGUACCAAUUAAUAUUGACUCCUUGGGCACUGUUAUGGAGAAAGUAAAAGCUUGACUCUAUAGGAAGUUAAGUGAAGGGGGAGGGGGCACCGCCAUCCUGACCCUCUCUCUGUAAGGCAGCACUGAUCUGCAAGAGAGACUGAUCUGUCUCACUCUCAGGGGUCUUAGUGGUGUGAGGUGAGAAUUUGGAGAGGGGCCUGGGAAAUUUGUCUAGUGUGAGCUGUGGGUCAAGGGGCGGAGCAGUCUGUUUGGGAUUCCUAGGCAGGAAGUGAAAGUGAAAUCAUGGUUGGGAGCUUUCCCAGAAGCGGACUGCAUCCUGCCCUUCCCAGAAAGAGGGCUGUCAACGGAGAGGGUUGCUUCCCAGGCCUGCCCUCUGAAGUAGCAGAGGCUCAGAUGGACUGUCGGAGGGAAGAAACCUGAAGAUGUGGGACUGGCUGAACUCCACUCUUCCUUUCCAGAGGAAGUUACAGACACCAGGCUUGCUUGCUUCUGACACAGUCAUCACAACCAUGAGACACUGUUGGACAACAGACCCUAGUCCUUGGCGGGUCCUGCUUCUCUGUGUCCAUGUCGUCAUUCUGGCCAGAGGCACAUGUGCACCUCAGACAAAGGACCUGUGCUCUUCCUGGUCUCCAGCACUGCACGUGAUCUGGCCAGAGGAAGAAGUGCCACUGAAUGGAACGCUGACCUUGUCCUGUACUGCCUGCAGCCGCUUCCCCUACUUGAGCAUCCUCUACUGGCUGGGCAAUGGUUCCUUCAUUGAGCACCUCCCAGGCCGGCUGAGGGAGGGUCACACAAGUCGGGAACACAGGAACACCAGCACUUGGUUACAGAAAGCCUUGGUGCUAGAGGAACUGAGCCCCACCCUACGAAGCACCAACUUCUCCUGUCUGUUUGUGGAUCCUGCACAGGUGGCCCAGUAUCAUAUUGUUCUGGCCCAGCUCUGGGAUGGGUUGAAAACAGUCCCGACCCCUUCUCAAGAAAUCCUCUCCAGCCACAGCCCAGAACCCACAUCAGCAGGGCCAGGGGUCAACAUGCAGCCGGCCACAGCAUGGCCUUGACUGGAGCCUGGCUCUCAUCAACCUGGAGGGUGAAGGCUACACCACAGGCUCUGCUUGUCCCACGCAGCUGAACCUCAAACUCAAGCUCUAUUUCUACCUAGAAUAUCAUAGUAAUUAAAUUAGAAUUUCCCCUGCUUU